GGGACUUUGUUGUGUCGAACGCUGCGAUGUUGCUGCGACUCAGCCCCGGGUGACGCUGAUGGGCCUUUUUUCCCGCUUCGCCCCAAGGCUCGGCUUAACACCGAGCUUGAGCAGAGCUACCGUGAGGAGAAUGAGACCAAUAAUAGUUAUCUAUGGCUCGACUGGCACGGGCAAGUCAGAUCUCGCCGUCGAAUUAGCGACAAGGUACAACGGCGAAAUCAUUAACGCGGACGCGAUGCAGAUGUAUAAAGGCCUUCCAAUCAUAACCAACAAGCUCACGGCCCAAGAACAGCGAGGAAUCCCCCAUCAUCUUCUCGGCAGCAUCGACCUCGGCGAGGAGCCUUGGGUCGUGACGCAGUUCAAGAGAGAGGCUGCCCGAAUAAUAUCCGAGAUUCGCAGUCGCGGCAAGCUCCCCAUCCUAGUCGGCGGCACUUCCUACUAUCUUGAUGGGCUGCUCUUCGAGGGGAGGGUCGUCGACGACCAGCCAGCACCGGAAGGCGGUGCAUUGAACCGCGACGAGCUGGCAGCAAAAUACCCGAUAUUGACGGAAUCUCCGGAGGCAAUGUUGGCGAAACUGCGCGAGGUAGAUCCCGUGAUGGCGGAUAAAUGGCACCCAAAUGAUGCUCGCAAGAUCCGAACGUCUCUGGAGAUCUACUUUGGGACGGGCCGCCGCGCCUCCGACAUCUACGCGGAGCAGCGCAGCAAGAAGGAGUCCAAGUGGGCAUCCCAAAAGCACACGCAUAGCCACGGCCUCGGUGAAGUGUUGCUCUUCUGGCUUUACGCUCGGCGGGAAGCGCUCAACGAGCGGUUAGACAAGCGCGUAGACAGGAUGAUGCAAAACGGUCUCCUCGGCGAGACAGCCGAGGUCUAUGAUUACCUUCAACAACGGUUGGCGGCUGGUGAAACAGUUGACCGGUCAAAGGGCAUAUGGCAAUCCAUUGGCUUCCGCCAAUUUGAGCCCUAUCUAGCCGCGGCAAAGAACGGCGUUGCUGGUCCUGAGCUGGACAAGCUUCGACAGGCAGGGACUGAAGACACCAAGACAGCCACUCGCCAGUACGCCAAGUAUCAGGUGCGCUGGAUGACAAUGAAGACCAUCUCGUCUCUUCAGGAGGAGAAGCUGCUGGAUAGGCUCUACCUCUUGGACAGCACGGCGAUUGAGCGCUGGAACACAGAGGUGCUUGAGAAGGGGGUUGAGCUGACGAGGAAAUUCCUCGCCAAUGAGCCGCUGCCUCCGCCGGCAGAGGUGUCGGAGACAGCAAGGGAAGUCCUAGCAGAGACAAUCGAGAGGAGCAACCGUCAGGAGACACCAUGCCGCAAGACGUGUGACGUCUGCCAGAAGACGCUCCUGACAGAAGGGUUGUGGCAGGCGCACAUUACGAGCAGGAAGCACCAGAAAGCGGUGCGCGGAGCGAGAAAAAGGCAAUUAAUACCAGCUCAUGCUGUGCCGUCAAGAGACCUGAUAGCAGUCACACCUGACAUGCCAAGAGAGGAGGUCACAACCGCAAUAGAUUCUCCAUAAUAAACGCUCAGCGGUCCCCGAGUCUGUGCAAAAAGAGGGUUUAAAGACGCAUUGCUUACAACCCCUUUCAUUUUGCC
Thermothelomyces thermophilus ATCC 42464 is the source of this 1596-nucleotide messenger RNA. RefSeq lists its product as uncharacterized. Lineage: Eukaryota; Fungi; Ascomycota; Sordariomycetes; Sordariales; Chaetomiaceae. The record is from RefSeq and is a predicted model, not a curated record. Bases 59 to 1519 code for a protein of 486 amino acids. Gene Ontology annotation, biological process: tRNA modification. Gene Ontology annotation, molecular function: tRNA dimethylallyltransferase activity; ATP binding. Gene Ontology annotation, cellular component: mitochondrion. The transcript has 2 exons.